AUAUUUUUACAUUAGCUUGUAUUGCAUGAGUAUUUGAAAGCUUUUUUUUAAAUAAAAACUAAUAAAAUUGAAAAUGCUAUAUGAGGAAGCGUUUCCUGCUUUAUUCCACAAAUUGAAUGGAUCGUCGGAAUUGAUGUAUGCCCCGCUCGAAACAAAAUCUUCUGUUCACGAUGAUGAUAAAAAAACUGAAAAGGAAAGAGCGCGUAAUCUUCUGGCCGUAAAAUGGGCUCAUGCUGUUAAUUGUCAACAAUUAUUGGAUGAAGCUUUAAAUGGUGAUUAUGAUAUGAUUGAAGCUGAUAUCGUUUUGGGUAAACUCUUCAACAACGGUCCUGUUGUCCCAAUAAUGGCUCAUCCACCGCUUACAAGCUCUGAUCUAAGUUUAGAUUCAUUUCUUUUGCAAGUUAAACUCUUUAAUCUUAACAGCCCCAUCAAAAUGAAGGGCAUUAAAUUAGAUUUCAAAUCUAUAGAAGUGUUUGAAGGAGCUUUGGAUACCUUAAAGUUUGCAAUACCAGAGAUGACUUAUCCUGUCUGGCUGAAUGCUGAUAUUAUUGAACAUGCCGGUAACGGAAUUCGCGCGCAUCCGGUCGAUCCAAAACGUUUCCUGACUGGUUGCAAGCAAUUUAAAAAAGCUGUUCUUUCAAUAGGUUGGACUACCAGUGAAGGUCACAUUGACGAUUUCUACACUCCUGAUGAUAUUACAGCUAUGCUUACCGUUAUAAGUGAAAACAAAAUCAACGAAUCCGGUCUCUCCAUAACGUUUCCAUUGCGAGCAGGCUUAGCUGCCAAUAGCAAAAAGGUUUUACGUGACCUUAUCCGAGAAGUGGAAGUUACAAAUCACUGCACUAUUACCAUAUGGUCGGCGCCGUCAGAUUGUGUUGAUACGGAAAAAUUAAAAGAAUUGAUUUUAUCCUUUGGCCCGAAUAGAGUAUAUCUGGAUGUUCCCGUUGCUUUAGAGAAGCAAUUAAAUUUGCCAGUCUUACGAACGAAUGUAUGCAAUUCGCUUGGUAUUGGACCCUGCACUUCUCUAUUAUAUUUCAGUUUAGCUAGCAUAGGUGUAAUUUUAAUCAGUUUAUUUUUAAAAAAAUCCCGUAACUAAAAAAAAUCUAUUAUUGAAUAAAAAAACAUUUUAAUUCCCUUAAAAAAUAUAUACGCUGUGCACCUAAAACUUAUAAUUUUAGCUAAAAUCGAAACGAGGUA
Messenger RNA from Glossina fuscipes, 1197 nucleotides. Its product is annotated as protein FAM151B. The record is from RefSeq and is a predicted model, not a curated record. NCBI's taxonomy places the organism in Eukaryota, Metazoa, Arthropoda, Insecta, Diptera, Glossinidae. Bases 74 to 1096 code for a protein of 340 amino acids. The transcript is spliced from 4 exons.